Molecule: messenger RNA, 405 nt
Organism: Acyrthosiphon pisum (pea aphid)
Lineage: Eukaryota; Metazoa; Arthropoda; Insecta; Hemiptera; Aphididae
Product: zinc finger BED domain-containing protein DAYSLEEPER-like
Exons: 1
Coding region: 1-405 (134 amino acids)
Source: RefSeq, a predicted model, not a curated record
AUGAUACAAGCUGAAGCUGAAUGUGGUUGCAUUACUACUGAUUGCUGGACAUCCAGGAGUAAUAUGGGUUAUAUCGCUAUUACAUUUUAUUUUAUUGACAAAAAUUUCAGUCUGAAAUCUGUUUUGCUUGGUUGCCAUGAAUUUUCUGAAAGCCACACAGGUUUAAAUUUAAGCAUAAAAAUAAAAAUGACAUUAGAAGAAUGGGAUUUAGAAAAAAACAUUUGUUUUGCAGUAUCAGAUAACGCAAACAACAUAAAAAGUGCUUUACCCAAACUUGAGUUAAAACAUUUUGGAUGCUUUGCUCACACGUUAAAUUUGAUUGUUCAAGGGGCUUUAAGAAUUGAAUUUAACCUUAUAGAAAAAAACGAUUGUGACCCAUUUCAGAAAAAGUACAUCUGCAAAUAA